Brenthis ino (lesser marbled fritillary) is the source of this 1929-nucleotide messenger RNA. NCBI's taxonomy places the organism in Eukaryota, Metazoa, Arthropoda, Insecta, Lepidoptera, Nymphalidae. The record is from the annotation of a GenBank genome assembly.
AUGGGCACGACCAUGCGUAAAAAGACCCAAGUAUCAUUUGUAAUCCGAGAUGAGGAAGAAAGGAGGCAUAAAAACGGUAUUAGUUCGUUGCAAUUGGAUCCAAUACAAGGCAGGCUUUAUUCGGCCGGUAGAGAUGGAAUCAUUAGGGUCUGGCAUACAGGGGGUGGGUCCCAAGAUCGAUAUAUACAGAGCAUGGAACACCAUACCGACUGGGUGAAUGAUAUAGUGCUCUGCUGCGGUGGAAAGAAUCUUAUAAGUGCCUCGUCAGAUACAACAGUUAAGGUAUGGAACGCGCCCAAAGGAUUUUGUAUGUCAACUUUACGAACUCAUAAAGAUUAUGUGCGGACCUUAGCGUAUGCGAAAGAUAAAGAACAAGUCGCUAGUGCAGGCUUAGACCGGGCGAUAUUUUUAUGGGAUGUAAAUACAUUGACAGCUUUAACGGCGAGCAAUAACACUGUAACCACAUCAUCGUUGGUCGGAAAUAAAGAAUCGAUAUACAGCCUUGCUAUGAAUCCACCUGGUACAAUUUUGGUUAGUGGUUCCACUGAAAAGGUUCUUAGAGUAUGGGAUCCAAGAAAUUGUUCUCGACUUAUGAAGCUAAAAGGUCAUGCUGAUAAUGUUAAAGCAUUAGUUGUUAGUAGGGAUGGAUCACAAUGUGUAUCGGGAAGCUCUGACGGCACUAUUAAGUUAUGGUCUCUAUCACAACAGAGAUGUGUAUCAACAAUUCGUGUACAUUCUGAAGCUGUUUGGGCUCUUUUAGCAACUGAAAAUUUCUCUCACAUAAUUUCUGGUGGUCGAGAUCGUCUAGUCAUUAUAACAGAAUUACGUAAUCCAGAUAACUUUCUGAUAGUUUGUGAAGAAACUACACCAGUCCUUAAAUUGUGUUUUACUGCUGACCAACAAGGUGUAUGGGUAGCUACAUCAGAUUCUGAUAUAAGAUGCUGGAAACUACCUCCAUUGAACUCACUAAACUCAGAUAUGUACAACCAAAAUAACUAUAACACAAACAAUGUAUAUCAAACACAGCCUAUCCACAACAUUGUAGGUGGAAGAGCAAUAAAACAUUACACAGUACUUAAUGAUAAGCGUCACAUACUAACAAAAGAUACUAAUGACAAUGUUGUUCUAUAUGAUGUAUUAAAAGCAUGUAAAGUAGAAGAUUUAGGAGAAGUCGACUAUGAAGAAGAGUUAAAGAAGCGUUUUAAAAUGGUUUAUGUGCCUAAUUGGUUCAAUGUGGAUUUGAAGACUGGAAUGUUAACAAUACAUUUAGGUCAAGAUGAAACAGAUUGUUUUAGUGCAUGGGUGAGUGCGAAGGAAGCUGGAUUGACAACAGAAAAUGAUCAAAAAGUUAAUUUUGGAGCCCUUUUAUUACAAGCAUUGUUAGAACAUUGGAAUCAUCCGAAUAGAGUGAAUGAAGCCGGACAGAAAGUUAUUGGGAAUAACUUCUUUAGUGUUCCUUUACAUACACCUUUAAUAUUCAGUGAAGUUGGAGGAAGAACUCUGUAUAGGCUUCAGGUUGGAGAUGCAGGAGGAGAAACAGAAGGCAAUCUUUUAAUGGAAACUGUUCCUUCAUGGGUAGUAGAUGUUGCAAUUGAGAUGGCUGCGCCGAAAUUGAACAAGCUACCAUUUUAUUUAUUGCCACAUUCAACUUGUCAAAGUAAACAGGAUAGACAAAAGAAGGACCGUUUAGUCGCAAACGAUUUUAUACAAUGUCGUAAAGUAGCAGAGCAUGUCGUGGAGAAGAUCGUUGGUAGUGGGGAUGUAAACGGGGCGAGUAAACAUGAGGACAAUAAUGACUCGCCAGAAGAGAGAGUUGAAUUGCUUUGUUGUGAUCAGGUUUUGGACCCUAACAUGGACCUACGUACAGUCCGACACUUUAUAUGGAAGUCCACAGUAGAAUUUACACUGCAUUACCGAGUGUUGAAACAA